AUGAUUGCCGGACUGUCACCUCAGCAGCCUGUUUACCCGCGUGUUUACUGGGUCAAAGCACAUGUGGCUACUUUGCCAACAUCACCCAGGACAGUGUCUCUUCCCUCAUCGUGCGUCUCAAGCCCUGUCGUCUCCCACCGAACGCUCGCGGCUCCAAGCGCCCCUGUGCGGCUGUCGUGUACUCGGCUAUACUCCCAGCCGACCCAUGCUUCUACGCAAUCCUUCGAGCCCAUCCGGCAGGUCUCGGCUCCUUGCCAGAAUCCCUUCCCACGCACGCCGCGAAUCGAGCUCCGGCCGGAGCCUCAACCAACUUCGAGGGUGACCAUCGCCACGAGGCUGGCCUCUGUGGACAGCCCGCGGAACACGAUCGUGGCCCCUGCGACGCUUCCACAAGGGGUGGCCACGCCACCCGUGGAAGCCCACGUGCCAGUGAAGAUUCGAAUGCCCCAGAAGGCUUCGCAAACGCCUCGGACUCCACCAUCGAUGCUGCGAUCAGGUUGGGUCGCCCCGCCGGACCAGUUGUCAAACACAACACCGGUCUUCAAUAAAGGCAUCUCUGUGCUACAGAGGCGGCGUGAGCUGUUGAAGCUGAGAGCGCAGGAGAUGCGCGCCGUGGAGCGCAAGCUGAGACAGGAAGAGUCCGAACGUCGACUCGCAGAGGCGGAGCGCGUGCGUUCGGAGGCGGAGCGCCAGCGUGCAACGCUGCGCCAACGCAGCGAAGAGGCGCAGAGGAGGCAGCAGGAGCAGCGCGAGAGCCUGGCCGGGGAGCUUCGUCGCCUUGCGGAGGCCAAGCGACAGGUCCGCCGCGAGGAAGCUCUGGAGGUGGAGCGUAAGCGUGCAGAUGCACAGAAAGCUCGGCAAGAGGCAGCUGCAAGACGAACGCAGGGAAAGCUUCUGGUGGUGGAGGAGAAGCACCGACUCGCCGAGGAGGCCCGGCGCGUCUCGGAGGAGUGCCGGAAGAAGAGGCUGAGCUUGGGCUCCGAUCCUGGCAAGCCGCAAAGCCCCGUCCUUCGCUGUGAAAACCUUAGAGGUGGACGCAGAAGUGAGGUGUUGGAUGCCAGGCGCCGAGCGGUUCUGGAGCGCGGGCUCACCCGGCGCCGGGCGAAGAGCGCCGAUGCUGCACAGGAGCGCGAGGCGGAGCAGCGCAAAGCCGAGCAAGAGAAGGAGCGCCUCGAGAAGGAGGAGGCAGAGCGCCGUCGCCUUCGCCUGGAGCAGCAAAAGCGCCGAGCCGAGGAGUCCAAGCAGCGGAUUCAGGAGGCCGGAGGAGCUUGGCACGCUGUCUUGGGCCUCACGGCAACGGCCACACUUCAGGAAGUGAAGCAAGCCUUCAGGGAUUUGGCCCUGCUCCAUCAUCCGGACAAGGGCUUCCAGAGCUGCGACGACACGUUCCGUGCUGUGCGGCUGGCAUAUCAGCAGGCGAUCACCAACUUCCAAGAGAAGGCCAAGGCAGCUCCUGGAAGUUUCAAAUCAACUAGAAGGUUUCUCAGGUUGCAGGGCCCACCAGUGGCCGACCUUUUCCGCAUCAGUCGUGCGCUCGCGGACCAACGUAGGCUGGUUCGGGACGACCUCGACGCCAUCGAAGAUGGCAUCUUGCAGAAGCUCCGGCACCAGCGACAGCAGGGCCGCUCCACGUCGCUUCCUCGAAGUCUGGGGUGCGCAGGACCGAGACCGCUGACGACCCACAGCACCAGCCAGACAAGCAAGGCUCAUCUGCAGAUGUCUUCCACCGCACCGCAGUUGGGCUUGCGCACGCUUCCCAAGCCGAUUCUGCAGAAGCCGCAGGACUGCUUCGACCUGUGGCGGGAGUACGACACCAUGCAGCAUGUGUCCGAAGAAGUCGAGAAGAAGCGGCAGAAGCAGGACAAGGCUGACAAGUACCGUCAAGCCUUGGACUUGCAGAUAAAGCAGGCACAAGCUCAGCGUGAGGCCGAGGAGGUGGAGAAGCGGCAAGAUCGGGCAAACAUGCUUGCGGAGAUGGAGCGUGCCCAGUCUGCUGCGACGGAAGAGCUCCAGAAGCAGCUGCAAAAGAAGGAGAUGUUGAAAGAGGCCACCGCGCAGCAACUGGUGCGGGCCGAACGUCACAAGCGGAGUGCGGCUCGGCGCGCCCUCCGGGAUCAAGAAGCGAUGGAUCGCACGCUCGAGCUGGAGGAGCAGUUCCGCCAGCAGGAGCUGACGGAGCGACAGCGACGCAGGGCGGUUGAGUCCCAGUUCAUGAAGACUCAGUUCGAUAUGUCCCAGACCAUGCAGGAGCGCAUGAAGCGGGAAGAGAAGGAGGAAGACACCCAAAGAGCCUUGGAGUGGAUGCGGGCGACGUCACGGCCCCAAGACGCCGAAUUGCCCGGAGGCAUGCUCCACAAGAUCCGUGAGAACCAGAAGCGUGUGGACACUUUGGUUAGCACCAUCGGGGUGGCAAUGGUCGAGAGACAGCGUGCCCAGGAAGAAGCGCUGGACCUCACCAUCGAUCGAAAUUUCAGGGCCUACGAGAAGAAACAGACCGCAGACUUCUUCGCGAAGAAGGCGGAGCGCAGGCGGCAAGCGAAGGAGCUGUUCGCGACGAUCAAGCAGCAGGCCGCCGAGAAGAGGGAGAGGGGCUGGGAGGACAAAGAGGCGGACCGGUGGCAGGCGGCCACUUGGCGCCAGCAGGACUCCGACUUCGCCGAGUCCCAGCGCCUGGCUGCGGAGAGAACCCUGACAGCGCGGAAGGAGAUAGAUGCCAACCUCUUUGGUGCCAUGCUGGCGAAAGCAGGAGCGCACAAGAUGGAGCAGGGAGUGUCUGACAAAACCCGGCACCGCGAGCUUCUCCUGAACAGGCCCCUGAUUGAGCGGAUGGCUCAGUCGGGCUUCAAGCCGGAAAAGACCGUCGCCAUGCUGCAGCAGGCAUCGGCCUAG
Messenger RNA from Symbiodinium sp. CCMP2456, 2889 nucleotides. The record is from the annotation of a GenBank genome assembly. NCBI's taxonomy places the organism in Eukaryota, Dinophyceae, Suessiales, Symbiodiniaceae.